AUGAUCCGCGAUCCAUGCCGGACCACUCGGCAUGCGGGGGACCCGACGCUGAGAUGGGUCGCCGGGCUGCUCAUCCCCUUGGCCUACCAUUUCUUGGUGGGUGCCGGCCUCCCCCGGCCGGCCUCUGCCGCACCCGCCGCGCACUCCGCAGCCCCCCAAGUGUUCCGGUACCGCAUCGUCUCGGAGCACUGGCAUGACCCCAAGGCCUUCACCCAGGGUCUGGAGUAUGGCCGAACCUGCAGCAAGGAGGGAAACUGCACCGACUUCUUCUGGGAGUCCACGGGUAUGUACGGCGAGUCGGAGGUGCGGCAGGUCGAGUUUGCCAGCGGCAGGGUGCUGAGGUCCCGGGCGCUGCCCUCCCAGGACUUUGCGGAGGGCAUCACCAAGUUGGGCAACAGCCUGUACCAGCUGACGUGGCGCUCCCCCCGCGCCUGGGUCUAUGCCACGGAGGACCUGGGCGCAGCGCGCCUGGCCUCCACCCCCCUCCUCGACGGCUGGGGCAUCACCAACGACGGCACGCGCCUGAUCCUGGGCGACUCCUCCCCCACGCUCACCUGGGUCGACCCCGGGACCAUGGCCCGCCUGCACCAGCGCUCCGUGCAGGACGCCGGCCGCGCCGUGCCCUUCCUCAACGAGCUGGAGUGGGUGGAUGGGGCCAUCCUCGCCAACAUCUGGGGCCGGGAGUGCCUCGUGCGCGUCAACCCCGCCGACGGCCGCGUCCUGGCCUGGGUGGACCUGCGGGGCAUCACGGCCCACAUGGCGGGCUCGCUGAGCGCCGAGGAGCGCAAGGGCCCGCGGCUGGACGUGCUGAAUGGCGUCGCAUGGGACGCGCAGGGGCGGCGCCUGUUUGUCACCGGCAAGCGCUGGCCCCGCUUGUACCGCAUCGAAUUGGUCCCCGUGCCGCCGGAGCAUCGGGGCUCAUUGCUGGCCGACCUGCGCGAGGCCUGCAUCGUAGUCGACACCAGCAUCUUUGGCGGGCGGCGCUGA
Messenger RNA from Auxenochlorella protothecoides, 987 nucleotides. RefSeq names its product Glutaminyl-peptide cyclotransferase. NCBI's taxonomy places the organism in Eukaryota, Viridiplantae, Chlorophyta, Trebouxiophyceae, Chlorellales, Chlorellaceae. The record is from RefSeq and is a predicted model, not a curated record. The transcript has 5 exons. Bases 1 to 987 code for a protein of 328 amino acids. Gene Ontology annotation, molecular function: glutaminyl-peptide cyclotransferase activity.